Molecule: messenger RNA, 1677 nt
Organism: Glycine soja
Lineage: Eukaryota; Viridiplantae; Streptophyta; Magnoliopsida; Fabales; Fabaceae
Product: protein MAINTENANCE OF MERISTEMS-like
Exons: 8
Coding region: 1-1677 (558 amino acids)
Biological process (GO): meristem maintenance; meristem development
Source: RefSeq, a predicted model, not a curated record
AUGAAAUUGAUUUCUUCUUCAUUCUUUUUCUUCUUCUUCGCCGCCAUCGCCGCCAUUGUUGCCGUGUUUAGGAGGAAGGUGUGGGUCUUCGCGUUUGUGGUGUGGGUCUUCGCGUUUCUGCUUCUUCUUCGAGGUCGUGCCUUAGGUCAGGUCACUGACAGAGGUGUGGGCAGAGGAGAUCGUGAUGAUUCUGAUGAUGCUCCACAGCGUCGACGGCCUACUGCAUCCGCACGGAGGCAGCGAGUCGCUGUGACUGUGGAUCACGUCGAUGAGCCAAUCAUCCCUACGCCUGAUGUUCAUGAUGACCCGAUGGAGGCACCAGCUGCUGUAGAGGACAUUCCUGCGGACACAGGCACAGAGGCUGCUGAGGAUGAGCAUCAGGGAUUUCUGGGUGGUCCGAGUGACCCAUCCGUGUUGACCCUGUAUGCGGAUCAUGUUGCUUGCAGCGUAUGGACGGGAGAGGAGCGUCCUGAAUUGAAGCUAUCCUCUCAUGGGAGGAAGGUCCACAGUUUAGGCAGGCUUGUCCCUGCCAUUGAGGGACUUAUUGCUGGUAGAGGACUAAGUCCUCUGAUCGCGUGUUCGGUAGACACCGGUGAUCGGGGACUUUUGUCCGCGUUUGUGGAGCGGUGGCACCAGGAGACGUCUAGUUUCCAUCUCCCGGUGGGAGAGCUCACCAUCACGCUGGAUGACGUCUCCUUGCUUCUCCAUCUGCCCGUGAUUGGAGACUUACACGCCUUUCAGCCCUUGCACGUAGACGAUGCGGUUCAGAUGUUGGUCGACUUGUUGAUGGUCUCAACAGAGUCUGCCAGGGUUGAGACAACCCAGUGUCGUGGACCGUACGUACGCCUACAAUGGAGUGCAACCAAUGUGCAUGUUGUCUACUUGGAGGCCCUUCGUGAUCUCAAUAUAACAGAGAGGUACGCUUGGGGAGUGGCUGCUCUGAUUUAUAUGUAUGACCAGCUGAACGAUACAUCUUUGAGCCACAGUCGACAGCUUGGCGGUUACAUCACACUGCUGCAGUGCUGGAUUUACGAGCACUUUCCCUCGUUCGCGGAGUCCACCGCUGAUCAGGACUACGACGAGGCUUCCCCGCGUGCGUGCAGAUCAUGCUAUUCCGGUCUCUUGCGCUGGGGGCCUAUUGCUGUUUAUUACCGAUCGGAGAGGGUCGUGCGGCAGUUUGGCUACACGAAGACCAUUCCUGCUCCUCCUGUCGAUUCAUGGGUCUCGUAUGAUGAUAUACACGAUAGGUGGAUGCACUACGAGGAUCAUAUCGUACCAGCAGGUGAGGUGUGCGUUAUGCUAGGGGCGUGUUCCAGUGACUACAUGGACUGGUUCCACAUCUCUCAUCCUUUCAUGACACCAGGCCACGCAUUAGAUCCUCUGCCUCAUGGUCACGCCCCGCAGCCCCGAGUCGUCCCUCAGGCCUCGCAGACGGAUAUCCCUCAUGUGCCAGAGGCAAGAGCAUCGUCCACAUCUGCGGAGGAGCCUAGACAUGCAGUGGAAGUUUGUGAUGACAUUGUUGAGAGGUUGGAGCGCCAUCUGAGUCUAGGGGUGGUCACGCCUGGCUCAUCGACACAUGAGGUGAUCGAAGAAUGCCUCAGAUUGGUCAGGAGUGUGACACAGGACCAUCUAGUAUACUCUAGGUGUAGACGCAGGCGGCGCACUGAUCAGGCGUAG